AUGAUUGUAGUUCUUGCAAACUCUGAUCUGACAUUCGCUGAUGGCUGGCAAACGUCGGGCUCACACUUAUACCCAUCCAAUGUAUCACUAAUGCCAAUGCCUAUUGACUCUCAAGAUAUUCAGUCGUCCCUCUAUUAUGACAACAAUUCAAGCAUUACUACUCUUAAUGGAGAUAACCGUUCCCUCGAACACAGCAGUGGUUAUGAAUUGCCCAAUACUUACAACCCGUCCAGUCUUGUCGUUCCGUCGGGUAUCGGAGCGGCACUGAUAUCCUCGAUGGCAACGCUAACUAAUGGCAGUGAACCUCUUCCCGAGAUGGGCUGCACUUCAGCUAUUUAUGGGUCUGAUAUGAAUGAUUUGGUGUUUGUGAACAACGCUUCCACUCAACUCUCAAAUCACAACAAUUCUGAGUACUUAUUGACGGACUUAUUAUCUGAGGAAGACUUACAUAUGAUUGAGAUGACGGCCGCUAAUAAUCAAUCGCUAUCACACUAUCACAUGCCGUCUCAUCAUUAUAUUCCUCAUCACCACAACCAGACUGUUAUCACUAACGCUACCGAAGAUAUUAUGGAUGCCAGCAGUGAUUCAGCCGUCUCUUCCAUGAGCUCCGAUAGGAUUCACUCGCUUUCGGAUAAUGAAUGGAUUGACUCGUGUUCAGAGACCUCUUCACACAACGGCGACCCAAACCAUAGCGAAUACAGCACUAGAAUGGCAUCAAAUGGCUAUCGUUUGUGUCAUACAAAUAGCGCUCAAAAGAAGUAUAAAUUAUUCGGUCGAAGGAAUGAAUGCAAAGAAGAGAGCUAUGAAUGCGUUCAGAGCUCGAGAACUGAGGACCCAAAUCAACUCCAAACCAAUGGCUCAUAUUCUGAUGGCUAUACUAAUGGCAUGUCUGACAACUAUUGUUACACAGAUUUGUCGCCACAAACGGCACAAAAUCACAAUUCGUUAAUGAAUGGGCCGUCGGUUUCGUCGGUCUCUCACAACCAUACGUAUCACAUGCAGAGCGUACACAACCCGGAGCUCAGUGGCAGUGGUGUUCCCUCCACCGCCACAAUGGAUGCCUUGUCUGCCAUUCACGAGCAGUGGGCCAACACAAAGAGCUGUUCCACCAGAAGUACUCGCAAAUACAGUUCUGACGGCUCUGAGAAUCUGACUGAAGAACAACAGCUCAAUAGAGACGAAAAACGUGCCAAAGCUCUGAGAAUUCCGAUCGCAACACACGAUAUAAUAAAUCUGCCGAUCGAUGAGUUCAACGAAAGAUUAGCUAAAUAUGAGUUAAAUGAGGCACAGCUCUCACUCAUCAGAGAUAUUCGCAGACGAGGUAAGAACAAAGUGGCGGCACAGAACUGUCGGAAGCGAAAAUUGGAUCAAAUACUGGGUCUUCAGCACGAAGUGGACGGUAUGUUCUCACAGAAGCACUCACUGGAGACACAACACGACCAGCUCUUGAUGUUGCGGGAAAUGGCGAGAGAGAAGUAUUCAAAACUAUAUCAUUUCAUUGUCGAGGCGUCAGCCAAUCAGCAAAGCGGGUACGACUCGUCCAUAUGUCCACCCGAUUAUCCCAACCGACACUAUGAAGACGAACAACAUAUGGAUGACGAGAGACACAACUCUUUGAUUGUCACAAAUUGUAGUGAUUCUGAAAUAAGGAUUAGUUCUCUGAAUGAAAUGCAAAUGAAUUUUCAAAAUGAAAAAUUUGAUAAAAAUGAUUAGAUUUUCAGUAGUUAUUAUAUUUUUAUCCCAUGUAUUAUAUAAACAGUUUAUGUGAUAUACAAAUAAAAACUAUUAAUUAUAUUA
Messenger RNA from Medioppia subpectinata, 1797 nucleotides. Lineage: Eukaryota; Metazoa; Arthropoda; Arachnida; Sarcoptiformes; Oppiidae. The record is from the annotation of a GenBank genome assembly.